Oncorhynchus gorbuscha (pink salmon) is the source of this 3464-nucleotide messenger RNA. It is a transcript of the gene afmid, whose product is annotated as arylformamidase. The transcript is spliced from 11 exons. Bases 58 to 942 code for a protein of 294 amino acids. Lineage: Eukaryota; Metazoa; Chordata; Actinopteri; Salmoniformes; Salmonidae. The record is from RefSeq and is a predicted model, not a curated record. Gene Ontology annotation, molecular function: arylformamidase activity.
GUUCUCUGUGUUGUGCCUCUCGGAGUCUAUCUGCUGGUGUUACAUUCAAGAGCAACAAUGUCACGUUGGAAGGAAAUGAAUAAGGAUGAGCUAGAGAGGCAGUUUUCGCCCAGCCAAUGGUCGCACAGAAUGUCGGCAGACGACGUUAUCAAAUCCCACGUGACGGCGCUCAAAGAAGGUACGGAGCGUGCCCGGGGCCUGGCCCAAACCCUCCUCAACGUUCCCUAUGGAGAAGGAGAGGGGGAGAAACUAGACGUCUAUGUUCCCACCACCACUUCUCUAGAUGUCCCACUGGUAAUCUACCUCCAUGGAGGCUACUGGCAGUUCCUUAGUAAGGAGGAGUCCGGGUUUAUGGCUGUCCCAUUGGUCCAGAAGGGCGUUGUGGUGGUUGCCGUGGGUUACGACAUCGCUCCCAAAGGGAACAUGGAUUUGAUGGUGUCUCAGGUGCGGAGGAGUGUGGUGUCCGUCAUUCAACAGUAUUCACACAUUAGUGGUCUGUACCUGUGUGGCCACUCUGCGGGGGCCCACCUGGCUGCUAUGAUCCUCUCUACAGACUGGUCUCAGUACAGUGUGACCCCUCAGAUCAAAGGUGCGUUCCUGGUCAGUGGUAUAUAUGACCUCCUGCCCAUCCUAUCCACCUAUGUCAACGAGCCUCUGAAGAUGACAGAAGAGGUGGCUCUGAGGAACAGUCCUAGUCAGCUGGUUCCGCAGCUCAAACUCUCCUCCUCCAACUGUGACAUCGUGGUUGCCGUGGCGCAGAAAGACUCGCCAGAGUUCCGGAAGCAGUCGGAGGACUACUACAAAACGCUGGAGUCAACAGAAGGACUGAAGGUAACAUUGGAGGACGUUCCAAACACAGAUCACUUCAACAUCAUCGAGCAGCUAGUCGACGGAGACUACCACCUCACUCAGCUGCUGUUAAAGAUGAUGGGGAAGAGCUAAAGACACCGGCCAAUCAUUGAAGAGAUACAGGGACACCAGACAAUCAUUAAUUUACAUAUCAACCACAAACACCUCUGUUCUGAACCACAUCUAGAGGCACCACGCACCAGUUAUUAUGGACUGAUGGCUAUUGGCUAAACGAGGUGGUUAGGUAACAGGUAUUAUGUUUUGUGUUUACAGAACCUCCGGGGUGAAGAUUCCCUUAGUUACAGUUCUUGGAUCAGUUUUUGAUUUCUCUUAACUUGAACUAUUAGUGGGAAAAAAAUGCAAAACUGACCCAAGAUCAGCAUAUAGGGGCAUCUUCACCCUGCUCCGUUACAAAAGCUAUCGCCUGGAGUUAUUCCUGGUUCAAGUCAUGACCAGGAAAUACUCCAGACCCUGCUUUAUGUCUUAUAGAAAGGUGGGCAAUCAUUUUGGCUCAAAGGCCGCAUCGGGAUUUUCUAAAUUCCGAGGAUGGCCGCACAGAUUUUUUUCCCGGACCGAUUUGUUCGUCAAAAACAAUUUGUGGGCCAGAAAAAGGGAAGUUAUUUAACUUUUAGGUCCAAUAUAAUCUCUACAUACUUUCUCAUUUUAAACGUUCAAGAGCCAUGUUCCCUCUAAGCUGCAACUUCCUCCAGGACUGCUGCGUAGAAGGUCUUUUGAGAGUGUGUUUGUGUUAGAGAGGCACAUGGUUUUGUUUGGUCUCUCCUGUGUUAGUCUCUUGUGGUCGGCUACCUCAGUAAGUCCUCAGACUGGCUGAUAACCUCAUGAUGAUGCAUCCUACUCUCCUUACCUACACAGCUAACCUGUUGACAUCUUUUUCUUUAUUUAACUAGGCAAGUCAGUUUAGAACAAAUUCUUAUUUACAAUGAUGGCCUACUUGUAAAACUCUUAGGAAUCUUUUAGGGAAAUAGUCAAACUGAUCCUGGACCAGCCAUAGUUUGAAAACAUAUUAUGCGUCCCAAAUUGCAUCCUUAUAUAGUUCACUAGUUUUAACCAGGUCUAUUUCACUAGGUAGGGUAUAGGGUGCCAUUUGGGACUGAAGCAUAGGAUAAAGUAGCAACACUUGUUUCCAGAGCGAGCGAGAUAGCUAAUCAGUUAACCAAUCACUAUGCACAAAUUAAUAUUGUCUUCAUGGCAAUUUUGCCAAUGUCCAGUCGAUUUCAUCGCUUGUUUUAGUGGCACAGUGUAGUUGAUAACGCGCCGACAGUGGCACUUUUUUGUUUCUUUGUAUUGUUACAUCACUUCCUGUGUUUGUUUCUAAACUUCUCUGAACCAUAGAAAUAAUCCACCCAUUAUGACAUCAUUGACUUGAAUAAGGAUGCCUGUUCUCUGAACCAUAGAAAUAGUCCACCCAUUAUGACGUCAUUGACUUAAAUAAGGAUGCCUGUUCUCUGAACCAUAGAAAUAGUCCACCCAUUAUGACAUCAUUGACUUGAAUAAGGAUGCCUGUUCUCUGAACCAUAUAAAUAGUCCACCCAUUAUGACAUCAUUGACUUAAAUAAGGAUGCCUGUUCUCUGAACCAUAGAAAUAGUCCACCCAUUAUGACAUCAUUGACUUGAAUAAAGAUGCCUGUUCUCUGAACCAUAGAAAUAAUCCACCCAUUAUGACAUCAUUGACUUGAAUAAGGAUGCCUGUUCUCUGAACCAUAGAAAUAGUCCACCCAUUAUGACAUCAUUGACUUGAAUAAGGAUGCCUGUUCUCUGAACCAUAGAAAUAGUCCACCCAUUAUGACGUCAUUGACUUAAAUAAGGAUGCCUGUUCUCUGAGCCAUAGAAAUAGUCCACCCAUUAUGACGUCAUUGACUUGAAUAAGGAGGCCUGUUCUCUGAACCAUAGAAAUAGUCCACCCAUUAUGACGUCAUUGACUUGAAUAAGGAGGCCUGUUCUCUGAACCAUAUUGACUGGGAAUCUUUCCCCACUAUGUUGUUCACCUGUUAUUAUAGCUUUAUUGACCUGCCAUUAGAACCAGGGUUCAAAUUAUACAUGGCCUCUUGGGGGUGCAUGAACGGUGAGGGUGAUCAAUCUGGCCCACCCCCCCCCCCCUAAUUCAAACCCUGGUUAUUUUCUAAAGGACAUGAACAGGGUCUGGACUUCUCGUGUUAAGAUUAAGUACAUGACAUGAAUUGCAAUCAGUAUGAAGACAGGUGAAUGUUGGCAUUCAAUAGGGUACAUCUCGAAUGGUGAAAAGUAGUGCACUUUUUUUUAGGGAAAAGGUUACCAUUUUGGACAUAUGUGAAAUUGACCUAUAUAAUUGUCAGAUGUGUGUUACAUAUGGAAUUAAUUGUAACAUGUGCCCCAAAUAACCGUUUGACACUUGAAUUUGUCAAUCUAGAACUAAGGAAUACUGUAUUUUGUUUAUUAUUCUACUCUAAUAUGAAAUUGUCAAUCUAGAUUUGCACACUAAAAUGUAAUAAUGGUUUUAUGUGGGUCAUUAUGCUUCUUUGUCUAGUUGCCUAAAUGCUUGUUUACAUGACUAGUAAUAAUGUUGGUGGGAGAAUUAUGUAAAAGAUCACAAUAAAUGUGUAUGUCAUGGAAGUGUG